This is a messenger RNA of Protopterus annectens (West African lungfish), 2285 nucleotides long. It is a transcript of the gene KCNQ1, whose product is annotated as potassium voltage-gated channel subfamily Q member 1. The record is from RefSeq and is a predicted model, not a curated record. The transcript is spliced from 18 exons. The coding region runs from base 297 to 2285 and encodes 662 amino acids. Gene Ontology annotation, cellular component: voltage-gated potassium channel complex; membrane. Gene Ontology annotation, biological process: potassium ion transport; transmembrane transport. Gene Ontology annotation, molecular function: voltage-gated potassium channel activity. Lineage: Eukaryota; Metazoa; Chordata; Ceratodontiformes; Protopteridae.
CCAAUGACAUGUCUUAAGGAAACCCAGCCCUAGACUACAAGCUGAGGCACAGAGUUGAACAACAUGGUGAAGGCGAAUUGAGGGCAUUUACAUUUGGGGAUUCGCGUGCCGUCGACACGCGCGCACAAAAUCUUUGUUGCAUGACCACAGCGGCAGAGCAAACUUCUGAAUAGGAACGAAGUUGGUGUUGCAGCCUAAAGUGUCCAAGAACUGCAUUACUCACACCUAAAGGAAAAAGUUUUAUUUCACUUCGUAUCUGUAACAUUCUAAUAGUCACUGUCUCCAUCUAUUGUGAAAUGACUUCUCCUAAUGUAGAGAAAAAGGGCUUCUGGAACUUUGGAAGGUCUACUCAUUCAAAGAAGAGCCAUCCUACCAGGAAGCAGUCUGUACUAGAAAUGACAGAAAAUGCAACUAACACACACUACGAGCCAAUGCCACCUCAGAAGGACUCUGGAAAUAGAAAUGGACAGCCUAGUCAUGGACUUGGGGAUCCUGCAAUGAGGGAUGAUGUUAUGGUGGACACAGACCCUCCUGUUGUUCCUAUCCCUCCACAUCCAGCCAUCAGUUUAAAUCCCAGAGUAUCUGUCUACAGCAUUAAGAAACCCCUAUUUACAAGAACACACAUCCAGUGCCGGGUUUAUAACUUCCUGGAGCGACCUACAGGAUGGAAAUGUUUUGUGUAUCACUUCACAGUAUUUCUCGUGGUGCUUAUUUGCCUCAUCUUCAGUGUUCUGUCAACAAUAGACCAAUAUUCAGAGUUUGCUAAUGGAACAUUAUUUUGGAUGGAAAUUGUAUUAGUCGUAUUUUUUGGAGUUGAAUAUGUAGUCCGAUUAUGGUCAGCAGGAUGCCGGAGCAAAUAUAUUGGAUUCUGGGGAAGACUUCGCUUUGCUAGAAAACCCAUCUCUAUUAUUGAUCUAAUAGUUGUCGUAGCUUCUGUCAUAGUGCUCUGUGUUGGCUCCAAUGGCCAGGUCUUUGCAACAUCUGCCAUCAGAGGUAUUCGGUUUCUGCAGAUCCUUCGAAUGCUACAUGUUGACCGUCAAGGCGGAACUUGGCGAUUGCUGGGAUCAGUUGUUUUCAUUCACAGACAGGAAUUAAUCACAACUCUCUACAUUGGAUUCUUGGGCUUGAUCUUUUCCUCAUAUUUUGUAUAUUUGGCUGAGAAAGAGGCAUUUGAUGAAACUGGCAAAACGGAGUUUGGUAGCUACGCAGAUGCCCUUUGGUGGGGAGUUGUGACUGUUACCACAAUUGGAUAUGGGGACAAAGUGCCGCAAACAUGGAUUGGAAAAACCAUUGCUUCUUGUUUCUCUGUUUUUGCAAUAUCCUUUUUUGCACUUCCUGCUGGGAUUCUUGGGUCAGGAUUUGCUCUUAAAGUACAACAAAAGCAACGGCAAAAGCACUUCAACAGACAGAUUCCAGCUGCUGCUUCCCUUAUCCAGACUGCCUGGAGAUGCUAUGCAGCAGAAAAUCCUAACUCUGCAACAUGGAAAAUAUAUGUUAGACAGCCAUCUAAGCCUACCAUUGCUACACCUAGUCCAAGGCCAAAGAAAACAGCUGGGGCCAAAAAGAAGAAAUUAAAAACGGAAAAGGACAAUGGCCUGAAUGCUUCAGAGAAGAUGCUAACAAUUCCACAUAUUACAUACGACCAUGUCAUGGAUGAACAAAAGUCGAACAACCUUAAUAUUGAUGGCUAUGACUUUUCAGGAAUUUCAAAUACAUUAAGAGCAAAUGGUCGCCAGCAGUCAUGGGCUUCCUUGGAGCAGUGCUCAAACUCGCCAUUUCCAGUGAAAAAGACACCUGUACUACUGGAUGUAACACCAGUAUCUAUCCCCAGAACAAAUAGCUUUGCAGAUGACCUUGAUUUUGAAGGUGAAGCAACACCCGUGACUAUCACUCACGUAUCUCAACUGAAGGAACAGCAUCGUGCUGCCAUUAAGGUCAUUCGCCGGAUGCAGUAUUUUGUGGCUAAGAAAAAAUUCCAGCAAGCCCGAAAGCCAUAUGAUGUUCGUGAUGUCAUUGAGCAGUAUUCUCAAGGUCACCUUAACCUGAUGGUGAGGAUCAAGGAACUUCAGAGAAGGCUGGACCAGUCUUUAGGAAAACCAUCCUUGUUUCUUUCUGUCUCAGAAAAGACCAAAGACAGAGGCAUUAAUACAAUUGGGAUGAGACUAAACAGAGUCGAAGAUAAGGUAGGAGCAUUUCAAUUUCACAUGUUCCUGAGAUUCAUGAAUGUCAGUUCAGAAUAUUUUAAAUAUCAUUUUGCAAACGACCCUACUUUUCUGAUGGUAUAA